CUUUACAGAUGUGAAUGGUGGGGAAUGGGAUCCAGCUUCCCAGCUGGCUUCCAGGUCAGAAGGUCCGGCAAAUCGCAUGAAAGUGCCUCCAGGGAGGGCCUUGCCAAGUCGUCGGCUGGAGUCCCGCUGGCACCCCAGGGGUCCUGAGAGAUGGAAAGAGGAAUUGAAAAGAGGAAAAUACUCCCCCGUCCUAAAGGAAAUCAAGACGGAUUUUGAGAAGGCAGCUCCUGGUGUGACUGGAGGUGAAGAUGAUCCAGCUUCCCCUCUGAGUUCCGGGACUGAAACUGCGGCAGAUCACGUGGAAGUGCCCCCAGGGAGGGCCUUGCCGCGUCCUCGGCUCCUUCCUGUGCUGGAGCCCAGCUGGAAUCCCAGGGGU
Molecule: messenger RNA, 376 nt
Organism: Numida meleagris (helmeted guineafowl)
Lineage: Eukaryota; Metazoa; Chordata; Aves; Galliformes; Numididae
Source: RefSeq, a predicted model, not a curated record